GAGGCUGGCCGGCCCCCUCGGGGAACCGGCGGUCCCGCGCCCCUCUCGGGCACCCGGCGCGGAGCUGGGCUGGGACUAGUCCAUCGAGACGCGGAUCUUCAACAGUCCCCACCCGCCACCGCCCCCUGCUUUGCGCGUGGAGCCAGGGUUGACUCCAGAAGUCUCCAAGGCUCCUAGCUCAGCGGAUCUUUCCCGCGAAGGGCGAGGCCGGCGUUCCCAUUUGACAGAUGGGAAAACAACCGCAAAAAGGCCAGCACUUGAGCAGGGAACACACAGCUAGUCAAGGGCAGUUCGAGAUUUGAAUCUGGUCUGCUACUGCCCUCUGACCCUGGCUGGGCAGCCAUGAGCCACCGGAUCCUGCUGCUUCUGGCCGUGCUGACCCUGGGCCUGGCUACCUCCCAACACCGAGACAAGGUGCCCUGUAAGAAGGUGGACAAGGAAGUCUUGUGCCGGGGCCUUGGCCUACUCCAGGUCCCCUCGGUGCUCCCGCGGGACAUCGAGGUCCUCGACCUGUCUGGGAACCAGCUGCGGAGCAUUCUGACCUCACCCCUGGGCUUCUACACAGCGCUUCUUCACCUGGACCUGAGCGCCAACGAGAUUAGCUUCCUCCAGCCAGGGGUCUUCCAGGCCCUGCCCCACCUGGAGCACCUCAACCUGGCCCACAACCGCCUGGCGGUGGGCACGGCGCUGAGCACUGGGGGUCUGGGUCCCCUGCCACACCUGACGUCCCUGGACCUGUCUGGCAACAGCCUGUACAGCGGCCUGGCGGAGCGGCUGCUGGCGGAGGCGCCCGCCCUGCGCAGCCUCUCGCUGGCGGAGAAUAGCCUGACGCGCCUGGGCCGCCACACCUUCUGGGGCACGCCUGCGCUCGAGCGGCUGGACCUUCACAGCAACGUGCUGAUGGACAUCGAGGACGGAGCCUUCGAGGCCCUGCCCCACCUGGCACACCUCAACCUCUCCAGGAACUCCCUCACCUGCAUCUCCGACUUCAGCCUCCAGCAGCUGCGGGUCCUAGACCUGAGCUGCAACAGUAUCGAGGCCUUUCAGACGGCCCCGGAGCCCCGGGCCCAGUAUCAGCUCGCCUGGCUCGACCUGCGGGAGAACAAACUGCUCCACUUCCCCGACCUGGCCGCACUUCCGAGGCUCAUUUACCUGAACGUGUCUAACAACCUCAUCCGCCUCCCUGCGGGGCCGCCCCAGGGCGGCGAGGGCCUUCACGCGCCUUCCGAGGGCUGGUCCGCCUUGCCCUUCUCCAACCCCGGCCGCAACGCCAGCACCCAGCCCCUCUCUCAGCUCUUGAAUCUGGAUUUGAGCUACAAUGAGAUUGAGCUCGUCCCGGAGGGCUUUCUUGAGCACCUGACUUCCCUGCGCUUCCUGAACCUCAGCCGGAACUGCUUGCGGGCCUUUGAGGCCCGGCGUGUGGGCUCCCUGCCUUGCCUCGUACUCCUGGACGUGAGCCACAAUGCGCUGGAGACCCUGGAGCUGGGUGCCAGGGCCCUGGGGUCUCUGCAGACGCUGCUCCUACAGGACAACGCCCUGCGGGGCCUGCCCCCGUACACCUUCGCCGGCCUGGCCAGCCUGCAGAGGCUCAACCUGCAGGGGAACCGGGUCAGCCCCUGCGGGGGCCCAGGUGAGCCUGGACCCGCGGGCUGUGUGGCCUUCUCUGGCGUCUCCUCCCUCCGCGUCCUGAACCUGGCGGACAAUGAGAUGGAGACGCUCCGGGCAGGUGCCUUCCUCCACACUCCGCUGACCGAGCUGGACCUCUCUGCCAACCCUGGGCUGGAUGUGGCCACAGGGGCCUUGGCGGGCCUGGAGGGCUCCCUGGAGGUCCUGGCCUUGCAGGGCAACGGGCUGGCCAUCCUGCAGGUGGACCUGCCCUGCUUCAGCUGCCUCAAGCGGCUCAAUCUGGCAGAGAACCGCCUGAGCCGCCUGCCUGCCUGGACGCAGGCUGUGUCCUUGGAGGUGCUGGACCUAAGGAACAACAGCUUCAGCCUCCUGCCGGGCAGCGCCAUGGGCGGCCUGGAGACCAGCCUGCGGCGCCUCUACCUGCAGGGGAACCCCCUCAGCUGCUGCGGCAACGGCUGGCUGGCGGCCCAGCUGCACCAGGGCCGUGUGGACGUGGACGCCACCCAGGACCUGAUCUGCCGCUUCGGCUCCCAGGAGGAGGUGUCCCUGAGUCACGUGCGUCCUGAGGACUGUGAGAAGGGGGGGCUCAAGAACGUCAACCUCAUCAUCAUCCUCACCUUCGCACUGGUGUGUGCCGUCCUUCUCACCACGCUGGCCACCUGCUGCUUUGUCCGCCGACAGAAGUUCAACCAACAGUACAAAGCCUAGAGAGGCUGGGGGCUACAGACCGCCUCUGUCGGGGGACCCUGCCAGGUCAGUGGGGGAGCCAGAGGCACGAAGAAGGGUGGGGACUGACCCAAGAUUACCCAGCGAGCCAGGAUCCAAGAACCCUGGUCUCUCAGUCCCAGCCCUGGGCUCCUUUCCCUGUAUCCUGCUGCAUCAGUAGGUGACCCACUUCACAGGGCACACAUGUGGUCCAGCUGUGGAAGCUGGAAGAUGGGCAGUUGCAGGAGUGACAGAGUGUAAGGUUGACCCAUCGGAUCAACACAUCUUCACCAGGCAUCUGUUUUGUGCCACACCCUGCCCUGGGCACUGGGGACACCAGGGAAUGAGACACAUCCCUACCCUCAGCAUCGCCCAGGCUGGGUGGGGAGGUGGCUGCAGAGCAUGCAGUGACCACACGGAGUGUGGAAGCCAGGGCUCUGCAGCCCCAGCUGGCUGAGUGUGGAUCGUCCUGCCCCUGUUGGGCCAGGGUAGGAGAGGGGUAAGACCAAGAGGAUUUGUCUGAGAUGUUUCCAAGCAGACUCUUUGUCACGUCUUCUGAUAGUGACUUUCAGCUUCUCUGGAACAUAAAAAGCUUGUGACCGGAAGAGAGCUGGAGGCACUUGAGUAAGGCUUGGAUCCAGUGCUAUCAGGCGGGCUGCGGCAGCUCCAGCAGGGCCUGGUUAAGAGGCGGUCUCCCUGGGCUCCAGCCCAGCACUGGACCAUUCCGUUUCCUGCUCCGGGCAGGCUCUUUCCCCUACCUGGCACUCUCGUGUUGCACACACCGGCCAAGAUACUGCCCUAGCCCCCCUACUCCCUGCCCAGGCCCCCUGCUCCAUCCCAGUCCCACCCUGCCUGGUGAGCCAGGAGUAAGAACCUUAGGUAUCUGGUUCUGUUUUGCACCACACUUGGCAGUGGUGACAAACCCAAGCCUGCAUCUGCCUCUUUAUGACAACCCUCUGAGGUUGGUAUUUUAUCCCAUUUUACAAGAGUCUCCAAAAGUCUCCCUCCAGGGACCUCCAGCUAAGAAAUGCCAGGACUGAGCUCCAGACUCACAUCCUCCUGAGUCCAGAGCCUGAGCUUGGCCACUGCAGGGGCUGCAGGCUGUUAGGUGGACAGGAACUGGCCCCACGUGGCCGGAUCAAGGCCCGGGAGCAUCCUGUGCUGUGCACACCCACCCGCUCCUCUCCCUCCUCUCUCCCAGGCGGGCAGAGAGAAGAUGCGCAGCCACAGGCCCUCUCCUCCUCCUGUGCCUCAUUUUCCCUUAUUCCCUCAUUUGCAGACUAGGCGGGCUCUCCUUUUUCUCUUCUUGCUCUUGCGUGCCCUCCUUCCCUCUCCCUCCUUUGAGCCUAGCCUGGACUUUGAAACCAUCGAGUCCGACCUCCCUGUUGCACAGAUAGGGAGGCUAAGACUGAGGAAGAGAAUGGGACUUGCUCAGAGCUGCACAAGUCAGUGGCAGAGCCUGUGAAACAAGGUGGAUUCAGACCUCAUUGAGGGGGUGUGCGGGGGGGCUUGGUGGUUGGACCUGAAUGGUUUCCUUCUCUCUCAGCUGUGACAUCACAAGAUGAUGCUGGCUCCAAACUCUCUUACUAGUCCUCAUCAUGCAGGGACUAUUUUUUUCGCCCUAGAAAAAUGGAUAGAAAAAUCCCAUCCAGAUAUAACCGCCUGUUUCUCAUACCCAUGAAAUCGUGCGCUGUCUGGGAAGAAAGGAAGCCCUGGGAUCAGCCCGGGACCCUGUGUCAUUGUCUUCACCCUCUUACCUGUGCUUGGCCCGCACUCAGGCUCACGACGGUGCUCGGUAAAGUGUGAGAUGAUGAAAAUGCCCCUCUCUCCACCCCAUUUUACAGAUGAGAAAACUGAGGCCCAGAGCGGGUCGAGGACUCAGGGAGUCAACGGCAGAGCCGGGGCUAGAACCUGGUGGCUUGGCCCCAGCCCGGGGCCCUGGUGGCGAGUGGGGCAGCCGGUGGGUCCAGUCCUGUUUGGGAUCAUGACCACAGGUGCUCACUGCACACAAACACUCUUCCUCAGGCCUGGAGGGCAAGGUGUGGGCCCCUCCGUGCCUGAUCUUUGAGAACACUACACAAUGCUGCUCUCACCCCCCAGGACCCAGGCUACAACCCAGGCCUCGGGGCCAGCUCUUUGUGUAACCCACGUGAAUGUAUUAAAAAAUGAUUU
Messenger RNA from Balaenoptera musculus (blue whale), 4503 nucleotides. RefSeq names its product leucine rich repeat containing 32 (gene LRRC32). Bases 343 to 2334 code for a protein of 663 amino acids. Gene Ontology annotation, cellular component: extracellular matrix; cell surface. NCBI's taxonomy places the organism in Eukaryota, Metazoa, Chordata, Mammalia, Artiodactyla, Balaenopteridae. Gene Ontology annotation, molecular function: protein binding. The record is from RefSeq and is a predicted model, not a curated record. The transcript has 3 exons.